Molecule: messenger RNA, 1353 nt
Organism: Maniola jurtina (meadow brown)
Lineage: Eukaryota; Metazoa; Arthropoda; Insecta; Lepidoptera; Nymphalidae
Exons: 2
Coding region: 123-677 (184 amino acids)
Source: RefSeq, a predicted model, not a curated record
GAUGAGUAAAUGACAGCUUAUUAUUCAACUUGUUAAAAAAGCUCUACUUGGUUUAUUUAUACCUAACUACUUGUAAUUAAUUUAUAUUCACGUGGUAUUUUUGUUCAUAAAUAACUACUCAAAUGCCGAAUGAGGAAUACCAAUUCAAAAAUAUUUUACACUACAGUAGAAAAACAUUUAAGAACAGGAAUGGUGACCCGUUAGAAGUUUACACUACGAGUAGCAGAAGAGAAGACACGAAUGAGGAUUUAACGGACUCUCCGAGAAGUGAUAGAGUGACUUUAGACCCCACUGCAGGCUGCAGCUGUGGGAACGAUCCAGACAGCGAAAUAGCCAGCAUCCUUCACAAAAAAUGCCCUGUUAUUGCGUUAGCGCAACGACAGCUUAACAGGCUAUUAGAUGAAACUGAUAAAUUGCUGUGCGACAAUACAAGAUGUUGCAGAUCAGCCUACGAUUUUCUUAUUUUAUGCAAGGAAGCACUCUCGAACCAAAACAAAUGGUGGUACAUAUUUGUAAUUUUUAUUGCACUAACAUUCCUUAUUGGCUUGAUUCUGGGCGCAGCCUCCUGUGGGACCAGCUUUCGGAAGUUUAAUAGCCCCUUACUUACAUGCAUUGAUAACUUUUUCAUAUUUGAUAAUUACUUGACCAGUAAAGAAAACUUUCGGGGCAUUGUAUAAAUAAUAUUUAAUUGGGUCUACCAUGAACAUGUAUUUAUUGUAUAGGCAUUUUACCCAGCAGUGUAGUAUGGUGCAUCAUUUUAUAACUAUGCAAUGUUUAUUUGUUCAUAAUGUACACUGUCCUUAUGUUAUUUGCUAAACUCCUAAAGCCUAUAUAAAGAGUUCAUAGUAAGUCAGCUGUAAGUUUAAGCUGUAUGUAGGAAGUAAUUUUCAACAUAGCUACAAAUUAUUAUUGUUUUAAUCAAGAUAAAAGAUAAUAUUCGAAUUCAAUCCCAUAAUAGUUACUCCUAUGAAUUUAUUUUAAUUUAUUAUUUACUUAUUUUGUAGAUUGUUAUUUCAUCUACAAUUUUAUAUCUUAUUAGUAAUAAUUAAAUCAAUACUGCCAUUUCUAUCAAUUAGUAGUAACAACCACCCAGUUGUAUUUUCUUAGAAUUUAAAACCAAUAAAAGUUUUAUGUAUCCUGUUGGUUUUAUUUUUUAGAAACUAAAGUAAACUUACUACAUAUUUUAUUGGCUUAAUCUAAGAUUAAAACAAAACACACAGGCCAGGUCAGGGUUUUAAAGAACCAAGGUCAUACAAAAUACCAGAACUCUGCUGUGAUAUUCUAUGUCAUGUUUUACAAAAAUCUAACUUUGCCAAGAUCCUGUCCUAGUAGUACUUUGUUAUCUAUAAUCAA